UCACAGGCUCCUGAAGAAGUCGCAGCCGAGCUCGACUAUUUUAGGAGUCUUCUUAAACAGAUUGUGACGAUUGUCUGCAGUGGAGAUCAGGCGCGUAUUGCUCACCUGAUCUCUAUCAUUCGUGCCAAUCCCUCUGAUACGGACAUAUACGCUCUGCUGAACAAUGAUCCUGCCAUCAAUAAUGAUUCCGACGAUGAACAAGACGAAAGCCCUAGGGAAGAGAACAAUUAG
Messenger RNA from Aspergillus brunneoviolaceus CBS 621.78, 231 nucleotides. RefSeq lists its product as uncharacterized. The record is from RefSeq and is a predicted model, not a curated record. The annotation marks the transcript as partial. NCBI's taxonomy places the organism in Eukaryota, Fungi, Ascomycota, Eurotiomycetes, Eurotiales, Aspergillaceae. The transcript has a single exon.